AACGCCUCAAACUAACGGAGGCACACGCGGAAACCUCAUUUCAUCAUUCCAUCAAGCACAGCGCGAACCUAGGGCUUCGAGACUCAGUCCACAUUCUCUCUUCCUCCCUCGAGAAUUCUGAACUUCACUCCUCCCUCUCUCCGAUCGAGAAAUCUGAAGAUCAAGAGGAAUCUCAUUCAUCAGGAAGAUGUAGAUGCAAUUGAAGUUCAGAGACCAAAGCUUUUGCUUCUCGUUCAUUUGAAAAGUUUGAAGUGCCAUAGGUAUAGAGCUUCCCAGUCGACCAUUUCCUGGUGAGUUCUCGAUCGAUUAUGUUUAUUGUUUGAACUUUCUUUGUUGCAGUGGUAGUUGAGAACUAGGUUUUAUUUUUUGAGUACGAGAUUGAUUUUUGGAGGAGUCAGUCCACAUUUUUUAUUUGUUUGUUUAUUUUUGUGUGAUUUGAAGUCAAGUUGUUUGAUACUGUGAUGCUUGUUUUUUCAUGUGAAAAAAAAAACAGUUGACAAACACAAAUGGAUAAAGGGUGGAUAAGUCUUCCUAGGUUGCAUCCAGCAUACAUUCAAGGAGUGAAGGAUUUUGUAAAGUAUGCACGUGGAAUCAAUCCUAAUUCAAAUGAAAUCAUGUGUCCGUGUAAGAAGUGCAGGAACGUCAAAUUAGUAAAAAAGGAGGUACUAGGUGAACAUUGAAUGAUAGAUGGGUUUCUACCUAGUUACACGUGUUGGAUCUUUCAUGGAGAAUUUGUAGCAUCUCCUGUAGCUCGUACUGAGGAUAAAGGGCAGAGUGACUCAUACGAGGGCGAUGAAAUGCAUGAACUGCUUUAUGAUGCCUUUGGAAUUCCCCCAUUUGUUCCUCCUACAGAUGACACGACAGGUUCUAGUAGUAACUACGGUCCAGAUGAGAAAACAAAAAAAUUCUUUAGUUUGUUGAAGGAAGCUGAAAGAGAGUUGUAUCCAGGGUGUUUAAAGUUUUCAACCUUGUCAUUCAUUGUUCGGCUUCUUCAUAUAAAGACCCUUUCUGGUUGGACUGACGAGUCUUUCACAAAGUUGCUUGAGCUAUUGAAGGAGGCCUUCCCUAAGGGUGACACAUUACCCAAGUCCUUUUACGCAACUAGAGUUCUCCUUAAGGACUUGGGUCUCGAUUACCACAAGGUAGAUGCAUGUCCAAAAGAUUGUUCAUUGUAUUGGAAAGAUAUCGCUAAUAGAGAUAAUUGCAUAGUGUGUCAUCAUCCUAGAUACAAACAGUUUGAGAAAGAGGAGAUUGAAGCUAAGAAGAAGCAAAAAAAGAUCCCACACAAGAUUGUUAGAUACUUCCAGUUGAUUCCAAGCCUUCAAAGAUUGUUCAUGACAUCUGAAACAGCUUCAUUGAUAAAAUGGCAUGCAGCUGGCUGAACUAAUGACAGAAAAAUGAGACA
Rhododendron vialii is the source of this 1405-nucleotide messenger RNA. RefSeq lists its product as uncharacterized. Bases 681 to 1382 code for a protein of 233 amino acids. The record is from RefSeq and is a predicted model, not a curated record. The transcript is spliced from 3 exons. Lineage: Eukaryota; Viridiplantae; Streptophyta; Magnoliopsida; Ericales; Ericaceae.